CGAAUACGAGUAGCCGAGGAGAGGAUAAGCAAAAAGCUCCAAUGGAAGCGCAGCUGCUCCUGCAAUCUCUGGCCCCCGUCCCGAUCUUCCCCAAGUCGAGCCGCUGCCCCUCGCCCCCACGCCGCCGAGCUCCGCUCAAUCCCGCCGCCUUCGUGCGGCGGGCGCCCCGGACCUCGGUCCCGAGAUGCGGCGCCCCCGAGAGCGAACCGGGCGGCGACCUGAAGGGCGCGCUGUCGGGCAUGGUGGGCGAGCGGGUGGAGGAGCUCCUGCGCAGGGAGGAGAACAGGGGGUUGCUGGACGGGCUGGAGCGAGCUUCGCGGAGGGUGGACAGGGCCAGGCGGGAGCUCGCGGAGAUCGAGAGGCAGGAAGCCGAGGCUCGGCGGACGAGGAAUUACGUCGAGCAGCUGGAGGGCAGAGCUGCCGAGAUUGCAGAAUCCCAGAGGGAACUAUCGGAAGCAAGGGCCUUGGUCGAAGAAGCCGAGCGCUCGCUCUCCCAAACCGCAAAAGCUCAGGAUGAAGACCAAGAUGGCACGCAAAUUAAUCGAGAAGAAGAGAGAUGGGAGUCUGUUAAAGCAGCUUCUGUGUCUGCACUGGUAGGUACCCUCGCGGGUCUACCGCUUUCGCUCACUCAGGUCGCCGCGGUCUCCCAGCUGGUACUCCCUUUGGGGAUUGACUUCAUCAGCUGCGCGCUGUUCGGAAUCACCUUCCGCUACGCAGUCAGAAGAGACUUGGACAACAUCCAGCUCAAGACAGGAACGUCCGCGGCUUUCGGAUUCGUUAGAGGUCUUGCUUACCUGGGCGCAGGCCCGCCUCUGGAGCUGAAUUUGGAAAGUUUCCUGUCGCACGCCUUUUCAGGCGCGGUGUACAUAGCCGAAGGUCUGCUUAUAUUUGUUUUCGCAGCAGUCGGUCUAGAUUUCUGCUUCAAGAUGCGGGUUAUGAGUCCUUUUCCCAUAGAAAGGCCAGAAUCAAGAACAGGUUCAGGUUAGACGCGAUGUACAUAUGCUUAUAUUCAGCUGAUAAUACAACAUUAUUCAA
This is a messenger RNA of Syzygium oleosum, 1035 nucleotides long. RefSeq lists its product as uncharacterized. The record is from RefSeq and is a predicted model, not a curated record. NCBI's taxonomy places the organism in Eukaryota, Viridiplantae, Streptophyta, Magnoliopsida, Myrtales, Myrtaceae. The transcript has 3 exons. The coding region runs from base 42 to 986 and encodes 314 amino acids.